Eremomyces bilateralis CBS 781.70 is the source of this 4870-nucleotide messenger RNA. RefSeq lists its product as uncharacterized. NCBI's taxonomy places the organism in Eukaryota, Fungi, Ascomycota, Dothideomycetes, Eremomycetales, Eremomycetaceae. Bases 133 to 4671 code for a protein of 1512 amino acids. Gene Ontology annotation, cellular component: nucleus. Gene Ontology annotation, biological process: protein polyubiquitination; DNA damage response. Gene Ontology annotation, molecular function: ubiquitin protein ligase activity; ATP-dependent chromatin remodeler activity; ATP binding. The transcript has 2 exons. The record is from RefSeq and is a predicted model, not a curated record.
UCACAUCAACCUCGCCGUCCUAAGGCACCUGGCGGCCUUUACGUCCUUCAUUUCUCACUUGGAUCAUCCGUGUAUGGCUUAUGGCCUAAAUUCUAGAUUUCUUUUCCCUCUUCAUCUCACACGCUGUGCGCCAUGACCGCCACUUCCAGCACCACCCGCCUUAUCAACGCCCUCGGUCACUCCAUCCACAGCGACGGUGCUACGACAGGAAAGGGCGCCGUUUCUUAUUUUUUGUCGGCAUGUCGCCAUCCCUCGACCAAUGGCUUCGACGACGACGCCGCCCCGGCUACGAAAAAGAGGAAGUUGUCGACUCGCGCAGCUGAUGCGCUUCCCCCACCAUCGCAGGAUGGACUCGACGGAUACAUCCUGGCUGAGAGAGCGUCGCUCGUCCUCCACGGAACAUCCUCCGUACCCGAAAAUCUUACAAGUCCCUCUGCUCGACCUCGCCGAGAGCAGGUAGCUCUGUCCUCCGCUGCGCCGAAAUUCCUCAACAAAGCCAAAUGGGCUGGCUCCGAUAUCUUGUUCUUGUCGAAUCCUGUUGGAGAUGUAUCUCUCGAACUCCUCCUUGAAACCUCCACGCAUGAGAACUACGCUCAUGCCAUGCGGAUUAUUGACAUUGCGCGAGCCAUCCCUCAUGGCCAAGAAGCGGCCACCAGGAGCAAAAGACCCCGCGAUACCCCAUUCAUGACCACAAGGGUGCACCUCUCUACACCCGACGAUGCCUCGGAGGUUUAUUCGAUAGAUAUUGAAAUAUACUGCAAGGAUGGGCCGAGCGUCCUACAUCUACCGACUGCAAAGUCGAAGACCUACCUACCCUUAUUUGAAAGGCUAUUCCCGAGACUAACCGAAGUGUCACCCCACUGGGCUCCACGCGACUACUACGAAUGUGUUCACGCUCCAGCAACAUCAGAGAAGAUACCGGAGGAAAUCCGAAACUUAAGGCUCAACAUCACCUUGUAUCCUUUUCAGGAACGAGCGGUCAAGUGGUUACUUGCGAGAGAAGGCGUAAUAUACCCAUCUACCAGGAGCCCUGAUGCGGAUAUACAAGACGAGACAACACACAUUCGAGAUAGUCUUGGAGUGGUAUCGAAAUACCCGUCGUAUCAGUCCAAAACGGUUUCGGAGGGAAAUGAAAUAUAUUACAGUCGAGUCCAAGGCAGAGUAGUUCGUAACCCGGGCGCCAUUUCGAAUUCCUCACUCGAUUUCCGUGGAGGCAUCUUAUCCGAAGAGAUGGGUCUUGGGAAAACGGUGGAGCUCAUCGCCUUAAUGAACUUGAAUCAACGACCAGCCGAAUCCGACACGGUGUUCGAUGAAUGUACUGCAUCCAUUGUUACGCCAACCGGCGGAACUUUAAUCAUCACCCCCCCCUCGAUUUUGGAGCAGUGGAAGAGCGAGUUGGCAAACCACUCACCGAAUCUUGCCGUUUUUCAUUACAAAGGUCUACCUCCAAGAAGCAGACCCCCGCGGGAGCAAAACGAAGCGACAGUGGCACAUCUGCGGCAAUUCGAUGUUGUGUUAACUACAUACAACGUCCUGGCCCGAGAAAUCCAUUACGCGAAGGCGGCUCCAGAACGCUCACUUCGACACCGUAAGAAACACGAGCCUCGAAAAAGUCCACUAGUGGAGAUGUCCUGGUGGCGUGUGUGUCUCGAUGAAGCACAGAUGAUCGAGAGCGGUGUUAGUCAGGCAGCGGAAGUUGCUCGUUUGAUCCCACGAUGCAAUGCAUGGGCAGUCACCGGCACGCCCUUUCGGAAAGACGUCCAGGAUCUGCUUGGUCUGUUGCUCUUCCUUCGAUACGAGCCAUUUUGCAGCUCCAAGGAGAUGUGGGCACGCAUCGAUAAGGAGACAUUCCGUCAAAUAUUCAGCACGAUCGCGCUGCGACAUACGAAACAGAAGAUCCGCCAUGAACUUCGUCUUCCUCCCCAGCGACGAGUGGUGAUCACCAUGCCUUUCACGGCCAUCGAGGACCAGCACUACUCUCAGCUCAUGGAGGAGAUGUGUAGAGCCUGUGGCGUAACAGCGGACGGUGCUCCUGCACGGCGCUGGUACGAUCCAAAUUCGUCUUUCGUCAUUGAAGCUAUGAGACUGUGGCUGCGGCGUCUUCGUCAAACAUGUUUGCACCCGGAAGUUGGCGGAAGGAACCGGAGGGCUCUCGGGCGUAGCAGCAACGCGCCGAUGCGGACCGUCACCGAGGUACUGGAAGCCAUGAUCGAGCAGAACCGGGGGAAUAUGCGGGUGGAAGAGCGGGAAAACAUCUCCUCUCAAAUCCUACAGGGUCACGUUGUUGCCUUUGCCAAAGACGACGUUGACCGAAGCUCAAGGGGCAGGGACAUAUACCUUCAGGCAUUGCAACAAGCGAAUGAUUACGUCGAUGAAUGUCGGACGGACUAUGAAGAACAACUGGCGAACGCGGCCAUUCCUGAGGGCCUGGAUGAGCAAGACUCGCAAGAUGAAGAUGCCCGGGAUGCGUCCGAAGCUCAGUUCAAAGCCUCUGCAGCAAAGAACGCGUUGAGAAUGGCUCUGGAAGUGCAGCAUGUCUGUGCGUUCUUCGUCGCAACGUCAUACUUUCAGAUCAAAUCGAACGAAGACGUGACCAAGCCGGAUUCGAAAGAGUUCCAUGAACUGGAAAAGUUAGAGACGGAGUAUUACGAUCGAGCCAAGGGGAUACGCCGCGAGAUGCUCCAUGACACGGAGAAGAAUGCUCAACGUGCCAUGAGUAAGGUCGUUGCUCUGCGAGAGGUCACCGUGCCCGAUAUACCGAUUUUGCAAGACGCCGGUGGGAUUGAGAAUCGCAAAGUCUUGGAAAAGAUGGAUUCCUUGAAGGAUGUCCUCGAUGGCCAAGCGAAGCUCAUGCAAGAAUGGAGAAAAAAGGUGAUCAGCAUUCUGCUCAUGCCUUUGGUGGAUGAGGACGACAGCAAGGAGAUCACGGGUGACGAGUACGAAGACUCCACGAAAGCCCAAGAUGAGCUGUACAGCUAUUUGACCGCGCUUCGAGCCAUGGUCGCGGAUCGCACGACGACACUCACCGGGCUCAAGAACGAACUGGUCGAGCAUGAGAACAAAGAUGCCAUCCGGAGAGCCAAGAAUGAGGAAGGCCAUUCUCCCGAGCUCCUCUUGGAGCUCAUGGAGGCUCGUGGAGAAUUGAAGGUGGCCGCGACCGAAUCGGUCCGUGGUGUGAUCUCGCAGAUCCGAUCGAUCAUCACCUCCAUACAGUGGAGGGGGGACGGGGGAUCCCACCGAGCCGCGGCGGAGAUCAGCAUCAUCGAAGCUCAGCAGAAGCGAGUGCAAGAGAUUCUUUCCGCGCAGCUCAAAGCCAUGACGGACGCAGAAAAGGACUUGGAGCUGUUCCGUCACUCCAUGAACCUACGUCUCGAUUUCUACCGACAGCUCCAGCAAAUCUCCGACACCGUCGCUCCGUACAAGGAGGAGCUAGACGAGACGCUCGACCAGGCGACUUUGGAUAUGGCCGUGGAGAGAAAUAAUCGGUCCGGUGCGCGACUGGGUGUGCUCAAAACAAAACAGCGGUUCUUGCUUCAUCUCCGGACGGAGUCGAGCGAUCAGGCGGGCGCCAAGAUCUGCGUCAUCUGCCAGUGUCCUUUCGAGACGGGCGUCCUCACGGUCUGCGGCCAUCAAUAUUGUAAGGUCUGUAUCCGUGAAUGGUGGAAAAGUCACAGGACUUGCCCUAUCUGUAAACGUAGGCUGCAUUCGGCGGUCGACUUUCAUGACAUCACUUAUCGGCCUCAAGAAAUCCGUGCCCAGGAAGAGGGCAGUGCGGUGUCCUCGCCAAGCAAGACCGCGUCACCCGCGUCGCCCUCGAUUGUGUCCAAUUCCACCUCCAUCUACACGGACAUGAGCGCAAACACGAUGAAUGAAAUCAAGUCCAUCGAAUUGCCGGCGGCGCGGUCGUACGGGACGAAGAUCGACGCGAUAUCGAGGCAUCUCCUCCACAUCCGUGAAACCGAUCCAGGUGCUAAGUCGAUCGUUUUCUCACAAUAUACCGACUUCUUGUCCGUCCUCAAAGGGGCUCUGAAGCUCAACAAGAUCGGCUGUUCGCAUAUCCGCGACCAUGAUGGCAUUCGAAAGUUCCGGACCGACCCCUCCAUCGAAUGUUUCCUCUUAGAUGCCAAAAGCGACAGCUCAGGCCUGAACCUCGUGAACGCGACCUACGUGUUCUUCUGCGAGCCACUCAUCAACGCGGCCAUCGAGCUGCAAGCCAUCGCCCGCGUGCACCGCAUCGGCCAGCAGCGGGCCACCACAGUGUACAUGUACUUGAUCAGCGACACGGUGGAAGAAGCAAUCUACGACAUUUCCGUGGCGCGACGCCUGGAGCACAUGGGCCGCAGCCAAGCCAAGGCGGACGCGGAUGCCUCGCGGUCGCGAUCCGGCACCAGCACGCCGUCGGUGCUCGAGUCGGCGCUCGACGCGGCGAACAGUCUGGAGUUGCAGCAGACGCCGCUGAGCAAGCUGCUACAGGGCGGCAAGGGUGGGGGCGAGGUGGUCGAGCAGGGGGAUUUGUGGAACUGCUUGUUCGGGCAUCCGCGGCGGUCGAGGGAUGGGGUGGUGGUCAGCGAUGAGCUACAAGGCGAAGUGGACAGGCAAUUGCGAGGUGAUGCGUCGGAGCAGCGGAGGGAUGAAAACAUGGAGGAUGUGGAGUCGGGAGACCAUGAUUGAUUAAGCGGUUUAAGCCAUUCUAGGGGCCUAUGGCGCGUUCCCCCGUCCGUCUGUCAUCAGUGGUCUGAAACGGAUCUGCAUUGUAAUGAUUAUGGCUAAUGGCAUCCGGCUUCGAAGAAAUUGAUUUCCUUUCGCCUUCGACGUGCACUUCCAGCCUGCUAAAACGGAAAAACGGAUCGUCUCCUUAAAUUAAGGAAUA